Aspergillus lentulus is the source of this 489-nucleotide messenger RNA. Lineage: Eukaryota; Fungi; Ascomycota; Eurotiomycetes; Eurotiales; Aspergillaceae. The record is from RefSeq and is a predicted model, not a curated record.
AUGUAUCAGCUCACUCUCUCGGACGAGCUUUCGGAGACAAUCCAGCAUCCAGGAUCCCCAGAAGAGCUCUCUGUUCAUGCAGAGCACGGCCCCACCGUCUUUGUCGUUUGUGCUGGUCUGCAUUGGCGUAGCUGGAGGGAUCGCGCCAUGGGAAAGACGGGCAAGUUCCUCUGCUCCGACUGGAUUGGUCCCGAAAACAAACCCGUCAUGGUGAUCAUGGGCAAGUUAAUCACAGGCGGAGCCUAUCCAGCCCCAUACAUCUUGAGCCGAGACGAGAUCGUGGAUUUCAUCGGUGGUUACGAGUCUGUCGCGACAUUUGGCAUGGCGCUGGCGGCCAUCGCGGCCACCCGCGCAACGCUCAAGAUCAUGGAUGAGGAGAAUCUCGUGGAUAGGGCAACGUGGACUAGUGACAUCUGGACAAAAGAGGCUGCUGACUGGAAUUUUCCCUUGUUGGACUACGUCACCAACAGAGGUGCAGAUGUAUACUGA